Nicrophorus vespilloides is the source of this 4837-nucleotide messenger RNA. RefSeq names its product voltage-dependent calcium channel subunit alpha-2/delta-3 (gene stol). Bases 998 to 4648 code for a protein of 1216 amino acids. NCBI's taxonomy places the organism in Eukaryota, Metazoa, Arthropoda, Insecta, Coleoptera, Silphidae. Gene Ontology annotation, molecular function: voltage-gated calcium channel activity. The transcript has 25 exons. Gene Ontology annotation, cellular component: voltage-gated calcium channel complex. The record is from RefSeq and is a predicted model, not a curated record.
AAUUAAUUUAAAGUUUUAUUAUGGUUUCCGGUUCUUAAAGAUAAAUGGGUUGGUUGGUAAACGUGAUUACGUGUAUACAAAGAGCAAAGAAAAAAAAAAUGUGAAAUGAAGACGAAGUGAACGAUCUGCAGAGGAAGCGACGCGUCAUUUUUCAUAAUGAUCGUUAUUGUAUGAUGAAAUGGGAAUACGCUGGAGUAUGUAGUAGGCUCUACUACUACGGUUACUCAAAUCGUAGGGUUUGGGUAGAUCAAUAUUUGGGAUGCGCAUGACGUCGUCCACGUCCUGGAAGCGUAACGUGCGGUCCACGUUCGAAUGCGGGUCUCCUUGUUUCCUGCUUUCUGACCAAUAUUUAACAAACUUGUUGCUACACACACAGCGGUAUUCUACCGAAUUCCAUGAUUUUCCCCAAUCCCGAAAUGCUUGCUCGCCUUGCAGACUUAGGUCGUUAAAAGGAGUGCCGCAUUUAAAAAAAAUGAAAUCUCCUUUUUCUUCUUACUAAGCUUCGUCCACGUCGUCUUUGCCGUCGAUUAAUUGGGCUUAGGUGGUGAGGGCAAUAAUAAGUUUUCGAGGGUUUUGAUUCGAAGUAGUAAUUCGUUGGCGCCACAUAUGGUGGUGGCGUCGAAAUUGCGCCCCCUGUGCGAGAUCUGAGUGCAGCGGACCCUAGCGAUCCUUCAGGGCGAGGCCUCCAGCCGGUGUCGAGCACCGAUCUGGACGCCUAUUCUGAAAGAGGAGUCGCGUCGGCGCGCGUCCUGCUGCCCUCCAAUAGAUUUGGCCGACUCGGGGUGUGUACAACGCGACCGGUGCAUUACACCAAGCAAGCCACAAAAUAUCAUGUGAAUUUCGCGACUUCCGCCGGACAAUCAUCAGAAAUAAGAUAGUGUAAGCCUGUGGGUAACGAUUCCUUGGACAGAUGUGGCGACGCGGGGAUCUAUUCACCUUCUGGACGACUCUCUGAGAAUUGUGACUGAGCAUUAGGUGCGGUGAUUGUGAUACGAUCAUGCCUUGCCUAAACGGAAAUUCGGACGGAAAGCAAGUAGGACUAUUCUUCCUGCUGGUCCUGCUGCUUGCCCGACUACCGGCCGCCUGCCCGGAACAGGAUGAGGAUAUUCCCCAUAACGAAGUGAAAAAUUGGGCGCUUAAAUUCGGUGUAGAUUUGUGGGAGUACGGUAGGCAGUUAACUAGGAUGAACGAACUGCAGCGGAAGUAUCACGAAGUAGAUAUAGACGUAGUACGGAAAGAUGGACUGAUAUUAAUUAGGGAGAUGGCAGCCGAAGUUAAGAAUAUGAUGGACUUCAAGAUGAGCGCCGUAAUGCGAAUCAUGGAUUCUGCGGAGCAAGCUGCUCUAACUCCUCAAGCGGACAACGGGCAACCGUUUAGGUAUUACAACGCGGAAAAAUUGAACAUGUUUGGGCCUGAAGGUAGGCCGGCAGAAGGUACAAGGGAAAUGAUCCUGCAUACCAAUCCUCAUUUUGAGCAUCUGCCCGUUAAUAGUUCUCUUAGCACGGUAUUGCUGCCUCCGCAUGUUGAUGAGAAAGAUCCCGAUGUUACUAACGCUAUUCAAUGGUCCGAACACUUGGACCCGCUUUUUGUGAACAACUAUGAGGGUGAUCCAACUUUGUCCUGGCAGUUCUUUGGAAGUUCCUCUGGUUUCUUGCGACGGUAUCCAGGAAUCGCGUGGCCUCCUGAAGACAUGUCUUCCGUUUGGCAGCGCGCCAGGAGUGCGCGUAACGUUUACGAUUUUCGCUCGUCCAUGUGGUACGUUUCCGCGGCCACAUCCCCGAAGGACAUUGUCAUAUUAGUUGACAAUUCGGGAUCGAUGGGUGGACGAAGGGCUGCGAUUGCUCGUGCCAUAGUCGAGGCUAUCCUAGACACCCUCUCCGAUAAUGACUUUGUGAACGUUUUCAAGUUUUCUGACAGCACCGACGAGACCGUGCCUUGCUUCAAGGACGCCUUGGUUCAGGCAAAUAAUGAGAACAAGAGGUGGUUGAAGGAAUCGCUGAGAAACUUGAAACCUGAAAACAUCGCGAACUUCACAUCAGCUCUAGUUACCGGCUUCGAAAUCCUUCAUACGUACAAUCGCACUGGGAAUGGGUGUCAGUGCAAUCAGGCAAUCAUGUUAAUAACAGACGGACCACCUGGUACAUACAAGGAAGUCUUCAAAAUGUACAAUUGGCCGCACAGACCUGUACGCGUUUUUACCUAUUUAACAGGAAAGGACUCCGGAAGCGCCAAUGAAAUGCAUUGGAUGGCAUGCGAAAAUAAAGGAUACUAUACAAGGAUCGCUGGUGUGAAGGAAGCGCAAGAAAAGGUGCUGCAUUACAUCGAAGUGAUGGCAAGGCCCAUGGUGAUGUACCAGAAUGACCAUCCGAUACAAUGGUCCCCGUCGUAUGUUGGUGGAAGGUCUGACAGCCUGUCCGAUGACAAACGGGGGCAAUUGAUGACCUCGGUUACCACCCCAGUAUUCGACCGCAGGAACCACUCGAUCCGUGUUGCAAAUGUUCUCGGAGUCGUUGGUACCGACGUGUCGGUCGAUGAAAUAAAGAAACUCGUGCCAUCUUACAAGCUCGGAGUAAACGGUUACUCCUUUAUAGUGAAUAACAAUGGGCACGUACUGUACCAUCCCGAUCUCAGGCCGCUGCAUAACAAUGAGCAAUACGAGGAUACUCUGGAACCAGCUUACUGCUCGGUAGACUUGACCGAAGUCGAAUUAAUCGAAAGCGAAAAUAGCCCGAGGGAGAACCAUUCCGCCUUGCUGGAUUUGCGUCACGACAUGAUAGAUCAGAAGGAAGGCGAAACGGAACUGAAUGUUAAAAUCCACUACGACGAAAUGAGGCGUGUCACUACAAGACGACACAAAUAUUUUUACAAUCCCAUCGAAGGAACGCCCUUUUCAUUAGGUCUUGCUAUACCGGAAGGAUAUGGAAUGUACGAGCUAGUUGCCGAACAGGAGAUCAAGCAUAGCCAGAAAAAUGUUGAAGAAUAUUUCAAAGGAAAUAACUGGAAGGUGCAUCCGGAUUGGGUGUACUGCGAAUACAGCAGCGGUUCAUCCGGAGAACAGUGGUUUAAAAGCGCUGAAGAGAGGGUCCUUCACUUCCUGUCGAGGUCUAGAAGACCUGGCUGGAAGUGGAUGUCGCUGAGACCUAGGUCUCCCACACAAAGGGAACACCAUCAUCUUUCCACAAAGCAAGACAAAGACGCAUAUUUCUGCGAUAAAACAUUGCUGCAAUCUUUGGUUUUGGACGCAAUGGUAACGGAGGAACUGGAACACCGCAGCCCGUAUCCCACGCACGCCGAGGACAAGCACCCAAUUGCAACACUUUUGGUUUUAUUACAAAGCCAAGGCCAUCAGAUGUUUGGAUUGACGAUGUCUUUCGUAGCAACGAGGAGCGGACUGUUGCGCUGGACCAACCACAUGGAGCCCGCCGACGCAACACAACCGCAUUUCAGUGAGGCGAACGUACGGGCUAUGGACGAGACAUGGUACAAGCGUGCCGUGGAUCAGCACGCCGUCGAACCUGAGAGUUUCGUAUUUUCGGUACCCUUCGACGUGGCUUCCCACGAGAAGCCCUUGGUUACAGCCACCCAUGCAGUGUUUGUCGAACACAAGGGUCAUCGUGCUGCCGCCGCCGUCGUUGGUCUCCAGUACCAACAUGCUACGUUGGCAUCGCACUUCAUCAACAUCACAUCAGCUUGUACCGGAUCUUCUGCUUGCAAGAAGACUUGCGCCAGCGAAGAAUUGGAUUGUUACAUUCUGGACAACAACGGUUUCAUCAUCAUAUCCGAGAAUCACGACCACACCGGCCGCUUCUUCGGUCAGAUUGACGGUACUAUUAUGGAUUCGCUGGUCCAAGACCGCAUUUACAAGAAGGUUCCGGUCUAUGAUUAUCAAGGCGCUUGUACCAACAGCAAAAGCACCUAUGGCGGUGACGCCAACAAAAUUUCGCCACUAAUGCCCAUGAAGAUGUUCUUUGGAUGGGUUGCUCAAGUGUUCAUUAUCUGGACAGGUUUUAUCAGAACUGCUUACGGUGCCGCUUUGGCUUAUGCUCAAGAUGAAGAUAUAAUUGAUCCUGAUGAUUACGAUGCUUUUGAUUACAAUAACGGCGAUGAUGUCAUUGGGGAUCAAGAAUCAAUGAUACCUCCAAUCACGUUCUCCAACAAUCCCUCAUUCGUUGCACCUCCAAUAGAGUCGGACCCAAUGGAUGGAGUGGAUAUGGGACAAUAUGGCGUCAGAGCAUGUGACAGGAAGGUGGACUUAUACAUCCUUCAGCCGGAGCGGUUGAACACUAGCGGCCAAAGCAAUCCGCUGAAGGGCAAGCUGACCAAUUGCCACGUCACUGGUUGCGAGAGGCCUUUCAGCGUGCAAAAGGUGCCUCAUAGCAAUUUGAUACUAUUAGUAGUAGACACAUUAUGCCCUUGUGGCAGCAAACAACUGAGCAUCACGCCUCAGGAACUCGUAUACGACAGUGGAAAUGGCGGUUGUCUUCACAAGCCGAAGGAUAGCCUUUAUAGAAGACGCCCACCAAAAUGCAUCAACUACCACCCAGAGGAAAUAGAGAUUCAUAUAUGCGGAUCUGCGUGUAUGCUUAAUCUAAAUCGCGGAUUAUUGCUGGUAAUAACAUUGGUUUUGAAAUUGUUUUACAUGUCGUGAUCUGGUAAUGUGUACUAAACGAGCCACCAUCCGUUACGAUAUAACAUUAACAUUAAUAACCUAUAAUCCGUACAUGUACCAAAUCUAAUUGCACCAGUAUAUGAAGUGUGAGUGUGUGUCAUCAAUUAGCCUUUGUACAUGUAUUCUGUGUGUAUCAUUUGUAAAGGUCGCAACAACAACAAAAAAAAA